CCACAAAACUGUUGUUAUAUUUGUGUAAAUGAGUUGUGAAUUGAAAUGUUUUUAUUCGUGUUUAUUAUGUAUUGAAUCAUUGAUUCACUCAUUCAUGUUAUGAACAGUUAUUGACAUUCAUAUAUCGAUAACACUAUUAUUGUUACGAAACGAUUGGCUGGAGCUAAGAGACUGUGAUUUUCGGUGCAAAAUGUCUGGCAAUUCGUGUUGCGUUUGAUUAGCCGUGCAAUUGAUGUGUGAAUUAGUGGUCACUUUGCGCACCAGUCAUAUGGUUGGUCACACAUCUGUCAAAAAUGAUGUCGAUUGAAAACAAUUCAAUUGUUGGCAACUCUUCGGCGACCAAACCGUUGCUGUCGUCCAUCAGUCGCGCAAUGCUUGACACGAGUCACGCGAUGACUGAUCCCAACCAGACAAACGGGUCCAACAGCUACUCCGACAACGACUUAAGCGAAUGGAUCGGACACAGAGUAUUGGCCAAAACGGAGAGGGGUUUGUACGAGAAGGGAGUGAUCGACGACUGCGACCGCCUGAAGGGCAUUGGAGUGCUGUUCGACCGCACGAAUGGCGUCCAAUACUACGAGAGUGUAUCCACGGAUCUGGUGGCCGACUGUUGCCCAUUGGCCGCGCAGAUCACAGUGGGUAUGGAUGUGAUCGCCAAAUGC
Molecule: messenger RNA, 662 nt
Organism: Oppiella nova
Lineage: Eukaryota; Metazoa; Arthropoda; Arachnida; Sarcoptiformes; Oppiidae
Source: the annotation of a GenBank genome assembly